UCGACGGGCGCUGCCUCCGGCCCUGGGAGCGCCUCCGGCCGCCGAACCACAACAAACGGCGGGGCCCUGCCAGGCGCCGAUGGAGGAGGCUGAGAGGAUGGGCUGAAACCAACAGUGAAGGCAAGAUGACGGAGGAGUAUGGCAAGGAGGGCCCCAUCCUCAGCAUCUUCCUGUCAGAAUUCCACAACAUUGCAGGCCCUAAAAUAGUGUAUCAGUACCCAGAGAACUAUGUCACAAAGGAGGUGUUUGAUGCAGUUUCUGUCUACAUCAUCCCAAAGCCACAGAUCCAGAAGAGGAUCAUCACGGUCAAUGUCCUCGGCCACAAGAUAACGGGCUACCCCAAUGAGAUCAAGAACCUCAAAUAUGUGCGCAAUGCCCUCAUUUUCAACCUGUGCUUCGUGUGCGACUCCAAGUCCCGCACCGUGCACUAUGAGCCCGCUGUCAAAAAGCUCUCCGAAUACCUGGAGAACCUAGAGCUGGAGAACGGCUUCCUCUCGAAUGAUGGCAGUCGAGAGCAGAUACCCAGGAUGCUGCGCCACAUCCUGGAGGAGCUCAAUGCACGGGGAGAGUGCACUGUGACAGUGAACUUGAGUGACCAGAAGCUGGUCACAUCAGAGCACUCCGAGCGCAAGCUAGGUGACAAGGGGGAGCGCAGGAUGAGUCUCCUGAGUGACAGGAGGCACCCCAUUGGUGAUGGGAAGAUUGGGGGCCAGGAAGGCCACGAAAGGAGGAUGAGCAUGCUGCCCGACUUGCAGCAAGAGGAGGUCUCCCAGAGGGUGCUGCGGAAGCCCUCAGACUCCGAAUCCAGGGCCCGUCGCAAGUCCUUUGACGGGAAGAACAAGCAAGGCCUCAGCACAUCUGUUCUUCAUCUCAAGGUGGUUCGCAUAUGGCCUGACCCCCCCCAUGUGCUCGACCACCACGUCCCCAUUCUGAUUUCAGAGCGGGUGCUCAGCCAGGGGGAGCACUGGGAUUUGACCACACAGCAAGUCCUGCCCUACAUUGAUGGCUAUGCACACGUGGCCAAGAUUGCUGCAGCAGCUGAUGUCGAAAGCAACUUAGUCAAGGCGUGCGUGGAAAACCUGCUCUACUAUGACCAAGUGCGUCUGCUACCCAUCUUCCAGUACUCUAACAUAUACACAGUGACAUCGAACAUCGGCAAGCUCUAUGACAACCAUGAACUACAAGAGGAAUGCCAGCGUGCUGUUGGGAAGAAUUCUACCUCGUUGCCACAGCUGUCACAUAUCAUGAUGCUCUACUGCAGCAUGACGUAUGGGGUGAGUGUGCGGGACCUGUGCAUCCGCUUCAAUCCACAGGCGCUCAAUGUGGAUGAGCGGAGACUCAUUCAGUUUGGCCUCCUGCACAACCUCAUCCGGCGGCUGCAUCAGUAUCCAGUGUUUCUCAGUCCUGAUGGGGGAGGUGGAGGAGGAGGAACAGGAGGAGGGGCUCCCCCACCCCAGGGCACCCCCAGCAGGCUGAGUGCCAUACACCGGUUGUGCAAUGGUUCACACUCCUACGAUGAGAUCUGCAGCCGGCUGGGAAUGACGCACAAGGAAUUGCAUGACAAGGUGGAGAGGGACCCCAACAUCCAUGUGUUGUGGAAGUGAAGGCGAUGCAAAGGGUUGAUUCCAGAGUGGAGAGUGAAGCCAAAGUGGGACUUGGAAUAGCGUUGGCAUAGGAAGUGGGAGGUGGAGUACGGCUUAAGCCUGAAGUGGAAAGUCUAAGAGAAGGGGGAGGAUAGUGAUAAAGGGAAGUGUAAAGGAAAAAGGAAAUGGAGGCUGUUGGAUGGGAAAUAGAAAAGGAAAAGUGAAGGGAGAGCUGGCAUUGAAUUGGGGUGGAAGUAUGAAGUGUGAAGUGUGAAGUAGGAGGUGAUGUGAAGAGGAAGCAAGAAUGAUACACUUCGAUUUUAAUUGUUUAUUUGUGUGUUAAAUUGAAAUUUGUUACCUAAUUCUUUUGGGCUAAUAUGAUUUUAAAAAGAUUUCCUCAUUGUUGUGCCUUCUAAUUUCUGUGUUUCCCUUAUUUGCUUGAUCUCUUAGAAUUAUUUUUAUUCUUUAUACUCAUCCUCUCUUACAUUACAACCUCCUCGUCCAUUAUUAAUAAAACCUUAAAUAUCAAGACACAGUAGAAGUAGAUAAAAACAAGUGGUAGCAAAGACAGCGUUGUGCAUUUAUGGAGCAUUGGAUUUGUGUGUAGGUGGCAGUGGUGGAAAGAGUAUUUGUGGAAUGAGUGUGUGGGUAAUUUGUUCAGGUGUGUUUGUGUUGAGGCAAGAAAUCUAGGAAGGCCAUCUGAUAAUCAUUUGCUCAAACAAGGAUUUUGCAUUUUGAUAUUGAAGCAGAAAUAAUGACUCUUUCAUUGUGACAAAUGUAGAAAAUGCCUGAAUGAGAAUAAAUAAAUCCACAGUAUGGUAUAUGUAACUGACAUGUAUGUAUUACCUCUUCAUGUGAAUCAGGUCAUUGUGGUGAAAAUAGGAUAGUGAAGCAUGCAUUGCAAAUCUUGCGGUGUGGAUGUAUUAAUUCUCAUUCAUUCCUUUUCUAAAUACUACAACUGUAAUAUGCCAGAGUAUUAUAUACAACUGGAUUUAUUACAAUAUCAUCACAUUUCUCUCUAUAUAUAUUAUAGCUUGUAUCUGACAGAGUUUAUUAACUAAAGGAAAUAUGUUUAUAUAGACCUAAUUGUGAUAAACUGAAAUAAAGGUUUAUGUCUACAAAA
This is a messenger RNA of Penaeus indicus, 2706 nucleotides long. It is a transcript of the gene Nprl2, whose product is annotated as GATOR1 complex protein NPRL2-like. Gene Ontology annotation, biological process: negative regulation of TORC1 signaling; cellular response to amino acid starvation; positive regulation of autophagy. The coding region runs from base 126 to 1604 and encodes 492 amino acids. Gene Ontology annotation, molecular function: GTPase activator activity. Lineage: Eukaryota; Metazoa; Arthropoda; Malacostraca; Decapoda; Penaeidae. The record is from RefSeq and is a predicted model, not a curated record. The transcript has 5 exons. Gene Ontology annotation, cellular component: GATOR1 complex; vacuolar membrane.